UUGGGUUCAAAGUGGUGUAGGGUGAGGAGAAGAGCUAAUGUUUAUUGAGUGUGUACUGCAUGCCUGACGGGUGCUGUUACAUUCUUUCCUCGCAACUCUUAUUGUUCCCAUUUUACAGAUGAAGAAAGUGACAUAGAGAGGUGAAGUAACUUGUCCAAGGCCGCGACCCUAGCAAAGAAUCACAAUAAGAUGGCCACAGGACCAGCCUCACAGGGUUUUGGUGAAGAUCAGAUGGACUUAGCAGGAUGUCAUGGUUUAGUGGCCUCCUGGUCCCCAAAGUGGAUGAACGGAAAACAGCCUGGGGCGAGCGCAAUGGGCAGAAGCGUCCCCGCCGCGGGACUCGCUCCAGCGGCUUCUGCACACCCCGUUAUAUGAGCUGCUUUCAGGGCGCACAGCCACCCAGCCCGACCCCCGCAGCCGCGCCUCGGUGCCCCUGGCAGGAUGAGGCCUUCAUCCGGAGGGGUGGCCCAGGCAAGGGCCUGGAGCUGGGACUGCGGGCCGUGGCCCUGGGCUUCGAGGACCCUGAGGCGACCGUGGCAGUCGGGGCCGCUGAGGGGGCCCCCGACGCGGCCGCCAGGAGCAGGCGAGCUUGCUGGCGCCGGCUGGUGCAGGUGUUCCAGUCGAAGCAGUUCCGCUCGGCCAAGCUGGAGCGCUUGUACCAGAGGUACUUCUUCCAGAUGAACCAGAGCAGCCUGACACUGCUGAUGGCGGUGCUCGUGCUGCUCACGGCCGUGCUGCUGGCCUUCCACGCGGCGCCUGCCCACCCUCAGCCUGCCUACGUGGCGCUGCUGGCCUGCGCCGCCAUCCUCUUCGUGGCGCUCAUGGUGGUGUGCAACCGACACAGCUUCCGCCAGGACUCCAUGUGGCUGGUGAGCUACGUGGUGCUGGGCGUCCUGGCAGCGGUGCAGGUCGGCGGCGCCCUGGCAGCCAGCCCUCACAGCCCUUCUGUAGGCCUCUGGUGCCCCGUGUUCUUCGUCUACAUCACCUACACGCUCCUCCCCAUCCGCAUGCGGGCCGCUGUCUUCAGUGGCCUGGGCCUCUCCACCCUGCACUUGAUCUUGGCCUGGCAACUCAACCGUGGUGAUGCCUUCCUCUGGAAGCAGCUCGGUGCCAACAUGCUGCUGUUCCUCUGCACCAAUGUCAUUGGCAUCUGCACACACUACCCGGCUGAGGUGUCUCAGCGCCAGGCCUUUCAGGAGACCCGUGGUUACAUCCAGGCCCGGCUGCACCUGCAGCAUGAGAAUCGGCAGCAGGAGCGGCUGCUGCUGUCCGUGUUGCCCCAGCAUGUUGCCAUGGAGAUGAAAGAAGACAUCAACACAAAGAAAGAAGACAUGAUGUUUCACAAGAUCUACAUCCAGAAGCAUGACAAUGUCAGCAUCCUGUUUGCGGACAUUGAAGGCUUCACCAGCCUGGCAUCCCAGUGCACGGCGCAGGAGCUGGUCAUGACCCUGAACGAGCUCUUUGCCCGCUUUGACAAGCUGGCUGCGGAAAAUCACUGCCUGAGGAUCAAGAUCUUAGGGGACUGUUACUAUUGUGUGUCAGGGCUGCCGGAGGCCCGGGCAGACCAUGCCCACUGCUGCGUGGAGAUGGGGGUGGACAUGAUCGAGGCCAUCUCGCUGGUGCGCGAGGUGACAGGUGUGAACGUGAACAUGCGCGUGGGCAUCCACAGUGGGCGCGUGCACUGCGGCGUCCUUGGCCUGCGGAAAUGGCAGUUCGAUGUGUGGUCCAAUGACGUGACUCUGGCCAAUCACAUGGAGGCCGGGGGCCGGGCCGGCCGCAUCCACAUCACCCGGGCCACGCUGCAGUACCUGAACGGGGACUACGAGGUGGAGCCAGGCCGCGGCGGGGAGCGCAACGCCUACCUCAAGGAGCAGCACAUUGAGACCUUCCUCAUCCUGGGAGCCAGCCAGAAACGGAAAGAGGAGAAGGCCAUGCUGGCCAAGCUGCAGCGGGCGCGGGCCAACUCCAUGGAGGGGCUGAUGCCACGCUGGGUGCCCGACCGCACCUUCUCCCGGACCAAGGACUCCAAGGCUUUCCGGCAGAUGGGCAUUGAUGAUUCCAGCAAAGACAACCGGGGUGCCCAGGACGCCCUGAACCCUGAGGAUGAGGUAGACGAGUUCCUGGGCCGUGCCAUCGAUGCCCGCAGCAUCGAUCAGCUGCGCAAGGACCACGUGCGCCGGUUCCUGCUCACCUUCCAGAGAGAGGAUCUUGAAAAGAAGUACUCGCGAAAGGUGGACCCCCGCUUCGGAGCCUACGUGGCCUGUGCCCUGUUGGUCUUCUGCUUCAUCUGCUUCGUCCAACUCCUCGUCUUCCCACCCUCAGCCCUGAUGCUUGGGAUCUAUGCCAGUAUCUUCCUGCUGUUGCUGGUCACCGUGCUGACCUGCGCCGUGUACUCCUGUGGCUCUCUGUUCCCUGCGGCCCUGCGACGUCUGUCUCGCAGCAUCGUCCGCUCGCGGGCACACAGCACUGCGGUUGGCAUCUUUUCCGUCCUGCUUGUGUUCACCUCUGCCAUCGCCAACAUGUUCACCUGUAACCACACCCCCAUACGGACUUGCGCAGCCCGGAUGCUGAACUUAACGCCUGCUGACAUCACCGCCUGCCACCUGCAGCAGCUCAAUUACUCACUGGGCCUGGAUGCUCCCCUGUGUGAGGGCACCGCAUCCAGUUGCAGCUUCCCUGAGUACUUCGUCGGGAACAUGUUGCUGAGUCUCUUGGCCAGCUCCGUCUUCCUGCACAUCAGUAGCAUCGGGAAGCUGGCCAUGAUCUUUGUUCUGGGGCUCAUCUAUUUGGUGCUGCUUCUGCUGGGUCCCCCGGCCACCAUCUUUGACAACUAUGACCUACUGCUUGGCGUCCAUGGCUUGGCUUCUUCCAACGAGACCUUCAGUGGGCUGGACUGCUCAGCCGCAGGGAGGGUGGCACUCAAAUAUAUGACCCCCGUGAUUCUGCUGGUGUUUGCACUGGCGCUGUAUCUGCAUGCCCAGCAGGUGGAAUCAACUGCCCGCCUGGACUUCCUCUGGAAACUGCAGGCAACAGGGGAGAAGGAGGAGAUGGAGGAGCUCCAGGCAUACAACCGGCGGCUGCUACAUAACAUUCUGCCCAAGGACGUGGCUGCCCACUUCCUCGCCCGGGAGCGCCGGAAUGAUGAGCUCUACUAUCAGUCAUGUGAGUGUGUGGCCGUCAUGUUUGCCUCCAUUGCCAACUUCUCUGAGUUCUACGUGGAGCUAGAGGCAAACAAUGAGGGUGUCGAGUGCCUGCGGCUGCUCAACGAGAUCAUCGCUGACUUCGAUGAGAUCAUCAGCGAGGAGCGGUUCCGGCAGCUGGAGAAGAUCAAGACGAUUGGUAGCACCUACAUGGCUGCCUCUGGGCUGAAUGCCAGCACCUAUGAUCAGGUGGGCCGCUCCCACAUCACUGCCCUUGCCGACUACGCCAUGCGGCUCAUGGAGCAGAUGAAGCACAUCAAUGAGCACUCCUUCAACAAUUUCCAGAUGAAGAUCGGGCUGAACAUGGGCCCAGUUGUGGCAGGCGUCAUUGGGGCUCGGAAGCCGCAGUAUGACAUCUGGGGGAACACAGUGAAUGUCUCUAGCCGCAUGGACAGCACGGGGGUCCCCGACCGAAUCCAGGUGACCACGGACCUGUACCAGGUUCUAGCGGCCAAGGGCUACCAGCUGGAGUGUCGAGGGGUGGUCAAGGUGAAGGGCAAGGGGGAGAUGACCACCUACUUCCUCAAUGGGGGCCCCAGCAGUUAGCAGGGCCCAGCUACAAAUUCGGCUGAAAGGACCAAGGUGGGCAUUUGAGUGGACUCUGUGCUCGCUGGGGGAGGCUGUGACAGGGGCCGCUGAGCCUCCAGACCCUGCUGACCACAAAAGGGAACACCCCAGCAGGCUGUACGUGGACCAUGCUCGUCUGCCCUCAGGCUGGUGAAUGAGGGGAUACCAAGAGGAUUAUGCAAGUGGCUUUCUUUCUUAACUGGGGUAGGGGCUGUUUUCUCUCCUUUUUUCCAGCUUUUGGGAGCAGGGGAGGGGGCAGCAGCAGAGGCAGCGGGAUGUCUCCUGCCUGAGAGAUUAAAAUGGCAGCUUGCCACGCCCGCCCUUUCCCUGUCUGUCUGGGCACUAGGCUCAGGGCUGGGCCCUUCCUUUCCCUCUUUUUCCUGGGAAUAUUUUGUAUAAAGACUGGGGCAGGCUUGAAGAGUGCCUACUCCAUCCUUGCCUUCCUUUGCUAUGCCUGCAUCCCCAGCAUGGGUCCUGGGCACUCCCCACCCCAGCCAGGUCUCCCUCACAGACACAGGGCACGGGAGGGAGAUGUUCUGGGGACCCAGCUCUGUCCAUAUUUCAGGGGAAUGUUUCCAUUUGCCAAAUCCUAGUCCCAUGAUCUGUCCCCAAAGGGGAACAAAGGGACUUCUGACAGCUCAGAUUAGCCCCGUUUCCUGCACAGCUCCAGGGAAAGGGGCAUCUGGUCUCAUUGGUACUGUGAAAAUGCCCAGCCGGAGAGCAAGCGUGUGCGUGGGGAUGUCAGAAGAUCAGGAGCUGGAUGUUCGCCUGCAGGUGCCAAAGAGAGCAGGCCGGCCAGGGACGGGGGUGGUGCCAGACUCUGAUCCGAGGGUCAGGAUCAGGCCCCUCUGCCCCAGCGCUCUCUUGCUGUCUGCUGCAAGGGGGCACGGAGCAUCUCUACCCCUUCUGUUGCCAAAUAGAAAAGGGCCAGGGCAUGGAGGAAGAUGACCCUGAUCCCAAAUCUGUCCUCCCAAGCCUCUGGCACUGGGGAGGGCCUGUGUGUCUGUGUAACCGUGCGUGCACGGUGGUCUGUGUGUGUGUGUGUCUGUGUAACCGUGCGUGCACGGUGGUCUGUGUGUGUGUGUGUGUGUCUGUGUAACCGUGCGUGCACGGUGGUCUGUGUGUGUGUGUGUGUGUCUGUUUUCCUGGUCUGUGUGUCUUUGUGCUCCUGUUCCUUGGCUCUCCACCCCGGGUUGCCUCUUUCCUGUGGCUUCUGUCUUCUGGGAAUAAGGCAGGAUUCCUGAUUUCAAGGGAUGGAGAGAGAGGCCCCUGUUGCACAGGAGUGGGAUGGGGUGUGGUAGCAAGAGGGUGGCCCUGGCGAGAGGAAUCCUUUUUGUGCCAAAUCCCUAAGUGCCGUUUGGGGGCCACGUGUGCAGCAUGACUGUCUCCCUGCCUGGGGCAGGGACCCAAGCGCCUGCUUGAGGCCCACAGUGCUCCUUGCACUUGAACUGUCUGGGGUUUGGUGGGCAGAGGCUCAGGAGUUUCCUGGGCUCCCCAGCUGGUGUCCUGGGAUGUGGUAUGCUUUGGGGCUGGGGUAGCAUGGGAUCCCUCUGAGGACCCAGAUUCUGGUACUAAGGGCUAGGGGAGGGGAACCUGGACCUCAGCCUUCCCCAGCCUUCAGCUUGAGCCUAGCCUGCUCCGGGGCUCCCCAGUCCCCACGAAGCCUGCAAGAGCUGGCAGGAGGGUUAGGAGGGCUGGACCCUAGAUUCCCUUCCUAUCCCUGCCUGCCUUUUACCCUCUUCCCUGCAACCUCCUUGCCUCUGGACUGAAUUAGUUGGUGCCUUGGUUUCUCUGUCUGUACCUAUUUAAGCCAGAGGCAUUACCCAGGAUUUUGCUUGAAGAUCGCGUUGUCUUUGAGGCGUUAGAGAGGCAGAGGAGAGAGGGUCCCAGAGUUGCUGGGUUUGGGGAUUGGAAGGGGCAGGUGGUACUCUUGCCCUUUCUCAUGUCCUUUCUGACCCUAGCUCCUUGCAGAAGCCUGGUUUCUGGCUCGUACUGCCUGCUUUGGGGGAUCUUCAUGCAUCAACCAAAUGGGCCAUCAGUCACUUCAUUAGCCAAGGCAGGAGAAGGGGAAAAGACUAGUCGGUCCAGACAGAAAGUCAACUCCCCUUCCGUCAGCCACAUCCCUGGACAGGAAGGUUCUGCGUGGGGUCCUGGGGCGGCGAUGAGGCUAUAAGGAGACCAGAGUGGGAGGACUGCAGUCUUGGGUGACUUGUCUCUGCUUCUUGCCAGGUGGCAGGGGCCUGUCCACACCCUGGCUCCCUGCACCGCAGUGCCAGCCAUGUGCUUCCCCCGGGCUGACGUUGCCCCCUUCCUCGCCAGUUGCGGGAGGGAGUCAGUGGAUGGGAGGCCCAUGGACUUUGGUUUUAUAAUGUAACCAGUGUGUGUGUGUAGGGGGGGAGGGUGUGUAUACCAUGUAUUUCAGUGAAAUAUUUAAUAUAUUUAAAUAUCAAUAAAAAUCAAACUCUUUGUAAAA
Molecule: messenger RNA, 6240 nt
Organism: Balaenoptera ricei (Rice's whale)
Lineage: Eukaryota; Metazoa; Chordata; Mammalia; Artiodactyla; Balaenopteridae
Gene: ADCY6
Product: adenylate cyclase 6
Exons: 23
Coding region: 246-3746 (1166 amino acids)
Biological process (GO): adenylate cyclase-activating G protein-coupled receptor signaling pathway; intracellular signal transduction; adenylate cyclase-inhibiting G protein-coupled receptor signaling pathway
Cellular component (GO): plasma membrane
Molecular function (GO): adenylate cyclase activity
Source: RefSeq, a predicted model, not a curated record